AUGGCUCGAAAGAGGACACAGGAAAUCGAAGGUGAGAUGUUUGCAGCCGGGAAGGGCGGAAGAGAAGGCGAGACGCCUGCUACAGAAGAGCCUGAUUCAGAAGGUUUGCGUCAUGGAGCCGGAAAACCUGAAGAUGCUUCAUCUGGAAUGGCCUGGAAGAGGGCGAAAGAAAUGGAAGGCGAAAUGUUCGCAGCCGGAAAGGGUGGAAGA
Molecule: messenger RNA, 210 nt
Organism: Anisakis simplex (herring worm)
Lineage: Eukaryota; Metazoa; Nematoda; Chromadorea; Rhabditida; Anisakidae
Source: the annotation of a GenBank genome assembly